Molecule: messenger RNA, 1216 nt
Organism: Aspergillus ruber CBS 135680
Lineage: Eukaryota; Fungi; Ascomycota; Eurotiomycetes; Eurotiales; Aspergillaceae
Exons: 2
Coding region: 71-1054 (327 amino acids)
Biological process (GO): positive regulation of transcription by RNA polymerase II
Cellular component (GO): nucleus
Molecular function (GO): transcription cis-regulatory region binding; DNA-binding transcription factor activity
Source: RefSeq, a predicted model, not a curated record
AUAGGCUGAUAUAUGUGACCUGCAAUCGCAUUUCACGACCGAAGUCCCCCGUCGGGCCCUCCAGGUGCCCAUGGUCCUCAAGGCCGUUUUGUCCCUAUCCGCACGACACGAUGCAAUCAUGUCGGGCUCAAGCGACGUAGAAGCGUCCGAAUACCACGGACAAUGUCUAGAACUGCUAAUCGCAGUACUUGCUCAGCCAGAAGGAUAUGACGACAACCUCUUGAUUACCGUAGUGAUCCUGCGGUUCUAUGAGGAACUGGAAAACAGCACAGACGAAAAGUACCACCUCCUAGGUUCCAACCGACUACUCAACACCAUGUCCAAAUCCGCCUCUUCCGGCGGCCUAGCUGAAGCAGUCAGCUGGCAGUUCCUGCGCCAGGCCAUCUACGCCUCGGUCGUGCAGUAUCAACCGAUGUCGCUGGACCUGGAGAACUACGAGCAUUCGUCCGUGUUCCAACGCAGCGACGACGCAGCCUAUGCAAACGUGAUUAUCUUUCUCUGCGCUCGUGUCAUCCAGCUCUGCGCGCGAACUGACACAGAGGCUAUGGAUGAAUCGGCCUGGCAUCAGAUCGCUCAUAGCGUGGAACAUUGGCAUCGCGCAAGGCCAAUCUCAUGGCAACCACUGCGGUAUCGACCAGCCGAUCCAGCAGAGAGCCGUCCAUUCCCAGAACUAUGGAUGAUGUCGCCGCCAGCGGUGGUGGGAUUGCAAUACUACCACGCAUCAUGCAUAUUCCUAACCUCAUCAGACGGCCACUGGCAAACCGUCGGCGACUACGAUCUCGCGCGACUGCGUCGCCAAUCCGAGAAAACUAUCGCGUCGCAUUUGAACAUGGUAAUUGGCCUAGCGCUGUCGAACGAAACAGUCGAGAACGCAUUCUUCAUGGCGUGCCAUUUGGUACAUCGCUAUGGAUACUGUCUUCGGCACCCUGCCGAACAGCGCGGGUCGCUCAAGUUCCUGGCCCAUGUGGAAAAACGCGUUGGCUGGCGGACAGCGUGGAUGGUGGAGGAAUUAGAGCAGCAGUGGCAGGAGCUGUCGACAUUGGAUUCAUGGUAGCGUUCGUAUAGAGUACUUCAAUAGAGAUAGAGUGACAUGUAUAUGUAUUUUCCUUGAUAUGGAUCGAGCAAGCGGAGACAAACAAUGCUGCCUGUGCCAAAAAUAGACAUCCGGGAUGUUUAGCCGGCAUCAACAAAGUCUAAUAAAAUUUGACGGACAUGC